AGCAGCAGCACAAGUCAGUCGAAUCGGACCGAGAUCGACGUUUUUGAGUUGUGUAAAUAUUUUCAAGAUGGACGGUCGCAUUGCCGUAUCGCUCCGCUGCGUGUGAGUUCAGUUUCCAGAUUUCAAUCUCUGUUGUGGAAAUGAUGUUCUGAUCCGCUGCUCCGAACUGCUUGCUGGAAUCAAAAUCUAUUGUGCAAAAUAGUGUUCAACUACUGAGUAGAAUUCGAUUACUUUUUCUCCGUAUCACUGACCACCAUACGAGAUGAAAGAGGAUUUUGAUCAUAUUAUUUUCUGAGUUGACAACUGCAACGAAGGAGCUGAUGAGCGAAAAAUUAUUUGGUGUGAAUUUACAUGUAAUUGUGACGAGUGUUCGGUGUUAUUAGUUUAGAUUUCUUGUCAAAGUCUACUAUUCCAGUAUCAGAUAUGUACUAACAGUGGAGUCAUGCGCUAAAGUCCUGCCCGAAACAGAUGUUUCAAUUAUAAACAAUCCGUGUGAACCCGAGCAGGAAGCUGCGAAGAGAAUCGAUCCAUUUCGAGAAGUGAGAAGAAAAAAAACGACUAGAUUAGCAACCUGUCUAAAGUGAAAAAUUUGCGUGAAACGCUGGGUGUAAAAUUUCGACUUCCCUACUCCGUUGUCGUCUUGUGUGUCACAUCGUGUUCACCGUUGUGGAAAUUGUAGCGAAAGACCAAUCGCCCCGGGGAAAAGCGGUGGAAAUCAACGGAGGCGUCGUCGGUGUGGUUGUGCUCGUGUUUGCAUUCGAUCAGGAGAGAAAAUUUUCACUCAGCAAUGGGCGGUGAUGUUUGUUAAAAAUAGCUGCCAGUGGAAGAAAAGGAAAUUCUUGUCAUCUGUGGCAGUGCUUGAUUUCUCCAUGAUACCUACCAUGUAUUCUUACCCAGCGUGAAACGCGGCCAAGUUUUGGAAAGUGAUAAAGGCCAAACCAAGUGUCCGGUUCGGGGUGGGUGAAUGUGCUAAGAGACCGUAACAUACACACAUACCGCGGGAAGGAAAAUACCUGGGUGGGGUAUUCCCGAAGUGCUUCGAUUUUGGGAGCUGGAGAAGAGCAAGCAAGCGCUUGUUUUGCGGCUUGAUUGAGGUGUUUUACUGCCAUCUGAGAAAAAGGUGAGUGAAUGGGUGCACGAUCGUCGUCAUCACCAUCAUCAUCGUCGGCAUCCGUGGACCUGUUUUUAGGGGCCGCACACUCUCAGGACCGGUUUGUCGGCCGACAUCAUCGGCGAUCAUACCACUUGUACGAACGAGAAUCAAACACCAGUUAAGAUGUGUUGCUUGGAAAGUGACACGACCGGUGCCGGAAGCUUGCUCCACUGGACUGCAGCGGCAUAGUAGGCGAUCGCGCUCAGUCUUCCAAGAAGCACUCGAACAAACAUUCAGCCGACAGUGCAACUGUCAAACAACAAACGGUCAACCGAUCCAUUGUAGAAUCCCAGUUCACCAUCCUCGGCAACAUCACCAUGAUGAGUAACACCAGUAAACACUAUCAGUUUGGAGGGGGAGCCACCGCUGCUACUCAACCGGAAGCUGCCAGUAUUGGCGCUACCGGCGGCGGUAUAAUCAUCAGAAUGUCCGAAAAACAGCGCACCGUCAGCGACAGCGAGUCAGAAAUCAAUUACGACAUGUUCAACAGCAGCGUAACAAACUCCGAGUAUGGCGGCUCGGUGAUGAACACCUCACAGAUUUCAAACGCGUCAUCCGAUUCAACGCACAUCAAAAGUGCCAAUCUGACGCGGUCGCAAAAUUUAGGAGGAUCCUGUCGCUUCCCGAAGCUAGAAGAAUGCGCCCACUUUCACUACGAGCGAGUUCAGCUGGGCAAACUGACGGUUCGCUUGGUGGCGGACGAGAAGAACGAUUCCCAGCUGGGACCGCAGAGUGGCCAAAGCUCCCUGCUUGCUAGUACCGAUCUCAGUAGCUCGCAAAUGGCGGUCAAAAAUUCCUGGUUCAUCAUUCGAAUAACGGCUGGCCGGUCGGACUCUUUUAUGAUCAAGCGUUCCUUCGAGAAUAUGCGGUUCCUGGACGAGAUGCUGCAUCGAUGUGUGUAUGACCGCAGGGUUAGUGAGCUGGAGAAUCUAAAGGAGAUGGAUGUUUCGGAUAAGUCAGAUGAGGAGCUGGAGACGCUGGUGGGAGCGUAUCUCACUCGGUUGUCGGUUAUCGCUUCGGAUGCUAUGACCUGUGGGCCUGUACUAACUUGGUUGCAGAUCGAUAACAAAGGACGCCGACUUCCGGUGGCGGACGAGCAAACAAUGAAGUGCAUCAAUACACCAGCGGUAGGAGCUGCUUACGGGGUGAGGAGAUACGUGGCACAAGCGUGCGAUGAGAUUUCUAUCGAGGUUGGGGACAUGAUUUCGGUCAUUGAUAUGCCCAGUCCUGCCGAAUCAAUCUGGUGGCGUGGAAAGAAAAGCCACUUGCAAAAGAACCAAUAUGAAGUUGGGUUUUUCCCUCAGAGCUGCGUGGCCACAAUCGGCGAUAAGGUUCCUCGCCACAUGCCCUUCCCUGCUCCACUGGUUGGCUCCCUGGCUGUGUCACCAACAAAACCAGUGCUCAGGAAACAUGGUAAAUUGAUAGCCUUCUUCCGAAGUUUCAUACUAUCCAGACCUUCCAGACGUCGGCUUAAACAAAGCGGAAUUUACAAAGAGCGGGUGUUUUCGUGUGACUUGGGCGAACACUUGCUCAACAGCGGUCAAGACAUUCCAAUGGUUCUGAAAUGUUGUGCGGAGUUCAUCGAAGAGUACGGAAUAGUGGAUGGAAUCUAUCGUCUGUCGGGGAUCACCUCCAACAUACAGAAGCUCAGACGUGCUUUCGAUGAGGAACGAAUUCCGGAUUUAACACACCCGGAAAUCAAGCAAGACAUUCACGCCGUGAGUUCCUUACUGAAGAUGUACUUCCGCGAACUCCCAAAUCCCCUGUGCACAUACCAGCUGUACGACCACUUUGUAGACGCUAUUCAAACACGACCAGACGCUCCUACUGAUCUCAAACUGCGAUUGAUCCGACAAACCGUUCAAAAACUACCGCCUCCGCAUUAUCGAACGCUAAAGUAUCUGGCAACGCAUUUGUACAAAAUUUCGCGUCAUUCAACAAGCACUGGAAUGACAGAACGUAACAUUGCUAUCGUUUGGGCACCGAAUCUGCUCCGUUCGCCGGCUUUGGAAUCCGGUGGGGUAGCUGCGCUUCGUGGUGUCGGUGUGCAGGCUGUUGUCACCGAGUAUUUGAUCAGCAACUGCGAACAGAUCUUCGAUGAUAAUGCGGAUGAUUUCGGCAGCCAUUACGUGGAAUCGCAACCGAAUUCUCUCAGCGAUUCCAAUAGCAUUCAAAAUCACGGUGGAGUGGAUCAGGACCUGUCGCUUUCGAUGGAAAGACCAAAGAGCCUGAGCGUAGGUGGAGCCAAAUUGUUGAGUCUUGAAGAAGCUCGGAUUCGGAAGAACUGCAUGGAAAAUAGCGAAAAAUCGAUACCCAUCAAUAUCACAAACCCCUCAACGCACAUUGGAUCCUACAUCGAAGUCGGUGGGGGUCCAUCCAGUUUACCGGAUAAGUACCACACAGUGCUGCCAGUGCCAAGAAGCUGGAAUAAACGAAAAUCACAUUCGUCUUGGAAGUCAAUAUUCACCAGACAACCGCGGCAGUCGAACAGCAACCAAGACAUUAAGGAGUACAGCAACGCUUCAACGCCCACGUCAAAGGACCCACCCGUAAUCAUCACCAAUGGACGAACGCCGGACCAGGAACGCAUGAAACCAGAUCAGAAUGGCUGCAUCAAGGAGAGCAACAGCGGGCUACUGCAGGAUAAGAUGACUAAAAGCGUAGACCUCUUCGACGGCAAAUCACUCACAAUCGAGUCCUGCGCACGGUCAAGUUCGGUGGACAGUUUGCGAACCACUGGCCACAGCCGUUCAGUUUCGCACGAUUCAUACUUUGAUUUGCUGCAGUCACCGUUGCGCGGCGGAGCCGUUACCUGCCCCAGCCGCGAACUGUCGGAGCUUGGACUGAAUUUCGAUCGCGAAGAACCAGAAAUGCGCAUCUUUUCCGAGAGCGAGAGUUUGGUCAGCAGCCCCAAGGUGGCAAAGGAGUCCGUACGAAGAACACUGAGAGCGCGACCAGAAGAAUAUACCAGUGGUGGAAACAGUGUAAAUCCCAGCCCGAAAAAACAGCCGCGAUUAAAUAUUCAGAGCCCAACGGAAGCCAACAAGCAGCAGCAACAGUGGAUGGUUGCUACAGCAAACACCGGAUCGCUGAAUGCAGACGAAAGUCUCUGCAAACGGUACAAGCUGGAAGAUCAGCUCAGCGAUAUCCAGUACAUUGACUGCAACACCCCGGAGCACAACGUUUCCAGUGCGGGAUCUUCAUUGAACAAUAAUACGAUUUUUACCAGUGCACAGGUGCACCGGUCACCGUUGCAGGAGGAUUCGGAUGGCGAGAAUGAACCAGCUGGUAUGAGAAAUUCCUAUCCAGGACCUCAGUAUAGCUACGUGAAGUACGACUCUCCAAUCAAGGAAACCCGGUUCAGCUAUCCGGGAUCUAGUGCCAAAAACAGGGGAACUUCACGAGAUGCUAAGGAGCAGGCGAUGAAUGUAGAUGAGCAACAACAACAGCAGCAGCAGCAGCAAUCGGUACAAAAGAACGGAUCAUCGCUUUACGAGAGUUUUAUUCUGUGCAGCCAGGCCGCCAAGCCGCCUCAAUAUCCGGGUCGUUACAGCUACUAUCAGGCCAGUGGGGGUGCCAGCGUCGACAACGGUGGGAUCGGUUCGAGCUCCGGUGAGCCUAGGGCUUGUGAUGAUUUGCAGGUAGUUCCCCGCAGUUGCUCCGAAAAUGUGCUCCGGAAAAGCGACACACAAAAGAGCAAACUGAGUAUUAUGACGCCCCAGUCGCCGGUUCAGAGUCCGUGUUACUCGCUGCUGCUCGGAUCGACGAGCUCCGAUAACAGUAGCAAUUUGAAUACACCAACAUACGAAUUGGAUAUUUCGCGAGUUUUAGGCCAGCAGCAGCUGCUAUCACAGUCAUCAGAUAAAACCAAAGACGAAACCGAAACGAGAGACAUUAAAGCACUAAAGCGAGAGCUUUCACUUGAUCUGAGCGAAGCUGGCAUCAAACUGAGCAGUGGAAAACAUUUGGCGACGAAGAAGACAUCCUCCCCCAAUACCCCAUCGAAUUUCGCCUCAGAUAACACAAACACCAACACAACGACGACUACCAGUCAGUCGAUGACACCAAGCGAAUUCUGCUACCAAAAUCUUAACCCAGAUCUUUCCCCCGGAGAGCUGGUUACAUUCGCCCCAAAGGUGGCGGCAAACAAACCGGGAACACCGAUCAAAGCUACAAUCAACAUAACCUACAAUGUACGCUCUCCCAUCCGGAAAGAACAAGAAGACAGUAUAUUUCGUUCACCGGCUUAUUCUGCUGGUUCCGUCACUCCCACUUCGCCAAAAAUCAUAACGCAACCGAAAGUCAUCGAGGAUUUACCCGAUGAAGACGAAUACCAACGUGAGCGGCGGAGUAUCUAUGAAAAUGUGUUGGUAACUCCGCUGGAUUCGCCCUCACAGCCGGGAAAGGAAGCGGCUGCUGCCAAACGGUUGCUGGAGACCAAUUUCGAUGAAACGAUGGUUUACGAACAAGUUAAAUUCUAUAAAAACGCGGUGUCCGAGGUAAACCAUUUACUGGGCGAAGAGGAGGAUGAUCGUCAUGCGAAAGAAGUGUGUGACGUUGAGACGUCUUCCAGACUGGUGGAUUUGUCCAUCAACGAGGAAGAGGUUAAAGUACCUGAACAAGACGAGUUUGAAGAAAAGUCAAAAGUUAAGCUAAAAAUCAAAGAAGACGAGGACGAAGAGGAGGAAGACGACGACGAUGAGAACACUGACGGUAUUAACAAUAACAAGCAAGACGCUCAUUCGAGACUCGGGACGGACUCGUCCCAUUCGGAGGUGAAGGAAAAAAUAGAUUUCAUUCUGACGAGCAAGAGUGAGGAGGAAAGUGACGAUGUUCCGAUGUCAGAUGUGAACGACGAUAGUCUUGAGUUUGAUAACACAGACGUCUCCCUGUAUGAGAAUGUAGAGCUGCGGAAAAAACCUUUCGCGCCCGUUUAUGAAAACAUGCGACCAGGACCGAUCAAUUCGAUCUGUUCUACACUUAAGUCAACAACUGACGACGAAUUCUCCUCACUCUGUGCCGAUCGCAGUGAUAUGGACAACGAAAUGGAGUACAGAAUAGAAAUACCCCCCAAAAUCGAGCUGAAACCGUCGACCAACAACGUAAGCGUGAAGCAGUUAGCAACAAAGUUCGAAACUAGUCCGGUGGACUCAAAUCCACCAUUUGAUUUUCAGCAGCAGUCCCGUCUGAACAACAAUCGGGGAAGCGCAGGCCCUGUAGUAACGAUCCGAAACAAAUCCGCUAAAGACUAUCAGAACCUUACAAACAUAACCCGUAGCCUGGACGAAAACGCGUUCAUUCGCGAAUUCGGAAGCGCUCGAAAGCUGGAAAGCUUCAACAAAAGCAUCCAGCAGAUUCCCGAAAUCGAUAUCAUCCUGAACGAGAACAACCCGAACCGCCGCAAGUCGCUAGACUUUACCAGACCAAAGAGCCUCAAUCCACCGAAAAAGCUACCUUCGUUGGUUGGCGAGGGGAUCGAAAACGUGAACGACAAUGGCGCUGGAGCUACUCCUCCUCACGACUGUUGCCGGCAGCAGCAGCAGCAGAAAUGCUCUCCACCGCCUAACCUGAAGCUAGAUCUCUCGACCAAGAUAGAGGACACCAAAGAAGCCAGACUGUACAAUGUGCGUAUCACACCGACCACCGAGAACCGGAUUUCACUGGUUCAGUACAACUACGAUAACCGACUCAAUCGACGAGAUUCCCAACCGCUACUGCAGCAGGAUGAAGACCGCAACAGCAUAACAAGUAUCUCCAGCCUAAAAAUGCUCGGUAGUUGUAAGCUGGACCGCAGCCGAAUCGAAAAAAUUAAGGAAGAACGUCGUCAUCAACUGAGCGAGAAGUAUCGGUCCGAAUCCUUUAAAGGGGAGCGUAUUUCCGGCGAUUACGGUCGGUUAAAAUCUAAAUCUAAAUCAGAGUUGCGAGAGUUCAACGGGGACGGUGAUGCAGCAGUUGAUACCGGUAAAAAGUACGACUCGUUACGCUUCCGCUCGAAGUCCCGUGUCGAGUUGUCUGAUCAACGGCAGUUUAAUAGCGGCGGUGGUGGUGGUGGUCGUGGAGGCGUUGGUCUAGGUGCUGCAGUUUCGCUCAAUACAGUCGCCCCCAGCGGUGGAGGUCGAACGCGACGGAUAAGCGAUGAGAAAAAUCAAAACGAUUGCAUCGUAGCUUCCUGCAGUCCGCCGCGAAUCGUGGCAAACAUUCCACAGGAUGCCAGCAUUUCGCAGGUGUGUGAUAGCAAGUUCGAAUUCAAGACGCGCCAGAAGUUCGACAAACGGAACAGCACCAACAGUGGCGAUUAUCCGGUCUCGCUGUCCGCUGGCCGGGAGCGGGACAGUUUCAACGGCGGCACGCCGAAAAGUUUUGCAAGGAGCGGCUCCGGAACACAGCGGGAUCGUUUCUCACCACAGAUUUCAAUCAAGGAUGUUGCAGCAAUGUUCGAGUCAAGGUCGCAAAACCAGUCGUAAAGAAAAUCUUUCAAUAGAAUAGAAGACACAGAGUAGCGCAGUUAUAUCCGUCGUGUGCUACUUACGGGGAGAUGAAUAUUUUAGAUAAAAUCAAAAAGCCCAGCAUCAAACCGCAAACUCGGAAAGAGGCGCAAAAAUAAACAUACUAAAAAAACAGUCAGAAACACAAGCCAUUGAUAUUACUUCUUACGAAUACUACGCAUAGAUUCCUGUGACUACUUUUUUGCUAGAUAAAAGCAACAGAUUAACUACUAGGACUACUCUAAUAAAACAAAAACAUCCCUCAGACGUUAUUCGGUAUUCUGGUGGGAGGAUAUUUAUUUUACAAAUCUACCUACAACUACGAUAGAAAUAAUUAUAAAACCCAAUUCAAGGGAGAAUCUCGUUCGCGCACUCCUUCUCUAAUCUUCACAAACAACCGAUGUAAAAUGAAUAAUACUCGAAGAAAAACGUGUAACUGCUAUUUAAUUGCCACUAACUGCUUAUAAAACAAGUAAAACAGAAUGCUAUUUUAUGCAUUUAAUAAUUGACUGCUGAAACAAGGAAUCAACUUACUAACUAAUAAAUGCAUUCACUAGACUUUUGUCUUAUCUUUGCUACAAAAAAAAAACACAAAACGAGCACUCCAGAUUUGAUAGUUGCCAGAGUUGAUUGAAUAUUAUCGCGAGAAAAAAAAAAUCAUUAAAGUUUUAACUAAUUUCGGUUAACAUAUUCGGUUGGAAUGUAUAUACCCGCGAAACCAGUUUUUUUCUACUGAUCAGUUUUCAUUGCAUAGUAUAAAACUCGGUAUUGCACACUGAACAAGUCGUUAGGCUGUACAUCACACUGAUUGCGUAGAUUCUAGGUUUUGUUUAGGUCUAUUGAUUUGUCUAAUUCAACGGAUAAGUUUAUUUGCUCGUUUUAAAAACGGACUCGUUCUUUUUUGAUUGAUUACUCGUUUGCUCUUGUACGAAAGUGAAGCGUAUACAAAUUCGUUUUUAGGAAGAAAUUUUGUUAUUGUUCUUUUAUCCUUUCUGUUUCCAAAUCACUGUAUAGGUCAACAUAAAUAUGAAAAAAAAUAUCUAACAAAGAAGAAGUAGAAAAUGCGACAAUAAUUUCCCCAUAGCGUUGAUAACUUUAUCCAGUUCAUUGAUUCAAAAAAAAAAAAAACAAUCAAGAUAA
Messenger RNA from Wyeomyia smithii (pitcher-plant mosquito), 8778 nucleotides. RefSeq names its product GTPase-activating protein CdGAPr (gene CdGAPr). Bases 1471 to 7617 code for a protein of 2048 amino acids. Gene Ontology annotation, biological process: small GTPase-mediated signal transduction. Lineage: Eukaryota; Metazoa; Arthropoda; Insecta; Diptera; Culicidae. Gene Ontology annotation, molecular function: GTPase activator activity; protein binding. The transcript is spliced from 9 exons. The record is from RefSeq and is a predicted model, not a curated record.